CGCAGACUCCCUGCAUCUCAGCGCGAGAGCAUCAGUCAGUCAGCCACCGCCUGGACGACGCCUGGAUCCGACUGGACUGAUCCGGACCGGAUCGAUGCGGGCUUCGUGUGCCUCUUGCUGACUCUUGUCGUCUAUGGACGUCAAGUAAAAAACCAGUGGCUGCUCGUUAACCUUUCCACUCUUUGCUUUUGUCGUCUGGACGCUAUCCGCCCAGUCACAAAAUGGCGGACAUGACAGAGCUGCGACCCUCUUACGCCAUGUCUCCCAUUCUGGCGGGCUUCCUGGGUGCGGGUGUCCUGGUUCUCGUGGUGAUCGUCCUGGUUCUGCUGUGGUCCUUCUGUCAGCGACGUUACCUGCGCAUAUCGGGACACUACAAGUUGCACGGGGACCGUUACUGCGACGCUGACGACCCGCCCUACAAGUUUAUCCACAUGCUGAAAGGCAUCAGCAUUUACCCAGAGUCCCUCAGCAGCAGCAAGAGGAUUGUACGCAGCGCCAGGCGAGCCGAGCGUGAUGGAGAACGUGGCUGCGCACAGGCGGGGGGGAGAGGCCUGGUGUUGGUGGACGCGGAGAACAACAUCCUAGAUGUCCCGGGUCAAUUGCAAAUGAGUCACCUGGUAGCCCCUGCCGGACCAGGCCGUAUGGAGCGGGCAUUACCCGUCCGCGCCGACUACUGCUGCCUGGACAGCAGCUCGGCCAGCAGCAGUCAGACCAGCAGCAAGACCGGGUCGCCCUUCACCCCCGCCUCCUCUGAGCCCGAACCAGAAGCCAGCCUAGGUGCUAUCAGCCUCACUGUGGACUACAACUUCCCCAAGAAGGCCUUGGUGGUGACCAUCGUCGGGGCCCGAGGUCUUCCCGCCAUGGAUGAGCAAGCCGGCAGCUCUGACCCCUACGUGAAGAUGACCAUCCUGCCCGAGAAGAAGCAUCGCGUGAAGACCCGGGUGCUGAGGAAGACACUGGAUCCGCUCUUUGACGAGACCUUCACUUUCUACGGCGUGGCCUACAGCUCGCUACCAGAGCUCACGCUGCACUUCCUGGUCCUCAGCUUCGACCGCUUUGCUCGUGAUGAUGUCAUUGGGGAAGCAGUAGUGCCACUGAAGGGUGUGGACCCGAGCACAGGCCGAGUCCACCUGAGCCAGCAAAUUUCCAAGAGGAACAUGCAGUGUGAGAGUCGUGGUGAGCUGCUGGCGUCGUUGUCCUACCAGCCGGUGUCUCAUCGUCUCAGCGUGGUGGUCCUGAAAGCUCAACACCUCCCGAAGAUGGACAUAGCCGGCCUGUCUGCAAACCCCUACGUGAAAGUCAACGUCUUUUACGGUCGCAAGCGCAUCGCUAAGAAGAAAACCCGUGUGAAGAAGUGCACGCUAAACCCAGUCUUCAACGAGUCCUUCAUUUACGAUAUCCCACCCGAGCUGUUGCCUGAGAUCUCAGUGGAGUUCCUGGUGGUCGACUUUGACCGUACCACCAAGAAUGAAGUCCUCGGCCACCUGGUGCUUGGCCUCCAAAGCCCCACCCUCACCGGCGCCUCCCACUGGCGGGAAGUCUGCGAGAACCCCCGUCGGCAGAUCUCCAAAUGGCAUACCCUGAGCGAGUACUGAGGAACAUGCUGGGACUGGACCAGUGAAGACUCCUGGAAAUACAGACUAAUACAGUGUACAGCAUACACACACAUAUACACACACACACACACACAUACACACACACACAAUGUAAUGCUAGUUAUUAAACACUCUCUAUUAUCUGUCAACACCACAUGUGCAUCUGCUAAGAAAAUGCUGAGCUUUUGAAAAAGAAAACCGACGUUUGUGACGUCUCGCCUCUUGUGUGUGUAAAGCUAUGAAGAAAAAAAAUCCUCCCCUACUCGCCCCCGCUGUGGUUGUCAUGCAGUUUGUUGCAUGUGUUUGUGAAGAGAAGAACUAAAAAGCUUCCCCUCAUGCUGUGGUGGUCUCAGAGGGGAGUUAGCGUGCAGGUAACAUUUGUAAAAUACCGUGUGCGUGAUUGCAGCAUGAAUGUUCAAUUUGUCUUUUGUUGCUUUGUUUUGCUACAAAGAUCUUCUGGAACACUCUUGACACCCCACUCACCCGUCCGGCCCAAAACCCAUCCAAGCAACAAUGCUAGUAAGAAUGCUAAGCUAAUCACACCAUCUCAAGUCGGUAUGAGCGACCCACCUAGCAGGUACCUUACUCCAAAGAUCUGUAUUACAUAUUUUGAUGAUGAUGAUUUGUGACGUCAUUGUUUAUUAAGUUACAACUUUUGUCAUCAUCCUUCAGUCAAACUCCACUGUAAUAUUCUGCCAGUGAGCGGCGCUGUUGUCGUCGCAAAAAAAAAGCACAUUAGAAUCCACAUGACGGUGUCUGUCUGGUGCUCUCAAAUAAACAUCCCACAAUGCA
This is a messenger RNA of Doryrhamphus excisus (bluestripe pipefish), 2387 nucleotides long. It is a transcript of the gene syt11b, whose product is annotated as synaptotagmin XIb. Gene Ontology annotation, biological process: vesicle fusion; calcium ion-regulated exocytosis of neurotransmitter. Lineage: Eukaryota; Metazoa; Chordata; Actinopteri; Syngnathiformes; Syngnathidae. Gene Ontology annotation, cellular component: exocytic vesicle; axon; plasma membrane. Gene Ontology annotation, molecular function: clathrin binding; phosphatidylserine binding; SNARE binding. The record is from RefSeq and is a predicted model, not a curated record.